AUGCCACCCCCGCACGAGGAGGAAACGGAAAAAAUCAUAUAUCUUGGGUCAUUUGGCUCGUGGAGGCCUGAACUUCUUUUUACAUCUUCUGGUGGUAUUCCGCAAGAGGUAGCGUAUAGGUCACCCCAUGCGUUUCGUUUUGGUGCCGUCUUUGGUGUUUUUUCGUUUCUGUGGAAGCUGAUAAACAACAGCAUGCGACUUGCCCGCGGUAAAAACGAUCAUUGGAAUGGGCUUGUCGCAGGAUCGAUUGCUGGGCUUGCCAUCAUUGCAGAGAAACGAGAGAGAAGAAUAACACUCGCACAGCAAGUUUUUGUAAGGGCAUUACAAGGUGCUUAUAAUGCGGGCCAUGCGCGCGAGUAUUUCAACAUUCCUCAUGGAGACUCGUUGCUAUUCAUGGUAACCUGUGGUCAAGUUCUGUAUGCUUACACGAUGCAGCCAGAUACAAUUCCGCAAGACUUUUUAAAGUUUAUGAUCCAAACAGCGCGUGUUCCCGCUAAAGCACUUCGAUUCAAUAGAUUAAACGUUCGUGGACAACCAUUAGAUACGGCUGAACUAUUGGAUUAUGCGGUAAAAUAUAAAGCAACUCCUAAAGCUUUGGACGUUAUAUCCAAACUGCCUGCUCAUCCAUUGGCUAUACCAUGUCCACUCGUUCAUCCACGUUUCGAUUCCUGCACAUAUACGGUUGUCGAACGGUUUUAUAAAGUGUUUAAAACGAUUUUACCCGUAUAUGCGGCUUUAAACACCGUUUCUAUGCUAGUAUUGGGACUUAAACUUUUUAUCAAAAAUCCCAAACAUACCGCCUACAAAGCCUCGUUCAACACUAUACGUUCUUCAAUAUUCCUUACUCUGUUCGUCGCCGGUUACCAGACACAAGUGUGUCUUCACCGAAAUAUUGUCAAAUCUGGAUAUAAGUGGCAUUCCAAAUAUUUCUACUGGUGGUGGGGAUUCAUUACCAGUCUGUCUAUCUUUGUUGAAGACAGAAGAAGACGCGUUGACUUGGCUUUAUAUGUAUUACCAAAGGCUGCCGAGUCUUGGUAUAAGAUAUUGUAUAGUAAGAACUGGAUUUUCGAAUUAAACAAGUAUGCAGACGUAUGGUUUUUCUCAGCUGCUACGGGUGUUAUAAUGGCCUUUUACCAGCAAGAACCCGAGGUUCUUAGCCACAUAGUAAAAUCUGUGCUACAUAACUUUGUUGGAAAGAACUGA
Messenger RNA from Paraglomus brasilianum, 1203 nucleotides. The record is from the annotation of a GenBank genome assembly. NCBI's taxonomy places the organism in Eukaryota, Fungi, Glomeromycota, Glomeromycetes, Paraglomerales, Paraglomeraceae.